AUGACGACGCACUACGGCCGCGACGACAGGGAGAGAGAGGCGCGCGAGACUGACGCGCUGCUGCCCCGCCGGGAAGAUGAGGACGAUAGGGAUUCGGGGAAGGCCGGGUUUGGGCUGGGCGUUGGGGGUGGGUUUACCUGGCUGCUGGGGGUGCUCCUCCUCUCAUCCGUUGCUCGCGGCGCCAGCAUGCACGCGCGCUUUGAGCAUUACCAGGACGAGUUCUGUCCCACGUCCCACCCCGACUCGCCAUGCGGCUACUUCGCGCCAUACUUCCACCUCCCGGGUUUUACUCUUUGGACUGACUUCACCUCGCGCUUCGCGGCCUUUGUCGUAAGCUUCGUCUCCAUCGGUUUUUGGAGCCAGCUCGGCGACACGCGCGGCCGGCGGCCCGUUUUGUUGGGGGUCGUCCUGGGCACUGUCGUCUUCGAUCUGCUUUUCCACGCAGUGGCACUGGCGGGGCCCGCGCUCGGCGAAGAGGAGAAGCGCGAUGUGCUCUCGAUCGCGUUCAUCGUGCAGGGUUUAUUGGGUGGCUGGCCCGCGUUCUUCGGGGCUGUUAAUGCUUACACCGUGGACGUGGCUAGGCCGAGUAGCAGAUUGGUGCUAUUUGGUAUAGUGGAAGCGGUGGGGAUGGUGGGGGUCGUUUUCGGCGGCGCGCUCGGCGCGGCGAUCCGUUCCUUCCGGUACACAUACCUCUUCAGCGCGUUACUCGGGGCCGUGAACGCCGGCAUCGUGUGGCGGCUGCUCCCUGACUCGAAGCCACAACCUCCCACGGACAGGUACGAGCACGUGCAAAGGCGGGAAGAGUCGCUCGUUGCAUCCGUCUUUGUCCCGUUCACGGUGCUCUUCCCCGGUAGUGGGAAGGCGCUGCCGCUGCUCGGCGUCGCAAGCUAUGCAUACUCGCUCACGGGCGCGCUGGAGACGAGCAUGUUGAGGUAUACGGAGCUGUAUGCUUAUCCCGGGUCAUCAGGGCGGACUCCCAUCCUCUGGGUGAUCUACCUUCUCCCCCGCAUCUUAACUCUCGCCACCCUGCUCCUCCUUCCCCGUCUUCUUCCCCGAUCCCCACGUGCCGGGCUACACGUGCCGCAUGAGCUUACGCGCACCUCUUUACUCCUACUUUUACUCCUUCCGUUAACAAUCACGCUCUUCUGCGCGCGCGUCGGGGACCACACCGGUGCGCCUGUCCUCUACGCUGUCUGCGCGCUGCUCCUCCCGUCCAUCGCGCGGCUGCCGGCGCUCGGCACACGCGCCCUGGCGGUGGGAUUCCUCGAGCGGGCGGGGCGGGGAAGGGAUGUAGGCACUCUGAUGGGCGCCUUGGCCCUGUGGGCGGAGUUAGGGGCUGCGAUUUCGUAUGUGGACUUGUCGUAUGCGGGCGCGGGGAUGUUCAUGGAGACGGGCGUGUGGGCGUUCAUCGCGCUCGUGUGCGUCAUGCCGGACCCGCCCGCGCCGGUCCCCGUUGCGCCGGUCGGGGAAGGGGAGCGGAGGAGGCCGGAGGCGUAG
This is a messenger RNA of Mycena indigotica, 1497 nucleotides long. Its product is annotated as putative membrane protein C14C4.07. Lineage: Eukaryota; Fungi; Basidiomycota; Agaricomycetes; Agaricales; Mycenaceae. The coding region runs from base 1 to 1497 and encodes 498 amino acids. Gene Ontology annotation, cellular component: membrane. Gene Ontology annotation, biological process: transmembrane transport. Gene Ontology annotation, molecular function: transmembrane transporter activity. The record is from RefSeq and is a predicted model, not a curated record. The transcript is spliced from 10 exons.